Peronospora belbahrii is the source of this 963-nucleotide messenger RNA. NCBI's taxonomy places the organism in Eukaryota, Oomycota, Peronosporomycetes, Peronosporales, Peronosporaceae. The record is from the annotation of a GenBank genome assembly.
AUGAGUAUUAUUAAUGAGAGUACCCGAAGGUUUGUAAAACCAAGUGUGAUCACGUCUCUAGUGCCAUUACUCAAGCGUAAUCUAACUAAACAACAGCCACAUAAACUACGCUAUGAUGCACCCUUUGUACGUGCAAGUGUUGCGGCAAUUUUUCGAUGGAAAGAGAAGGAACAGACGUCAUUACAACUUCUUUUUGUACGUCGAAGUAUAAAUGAGAAGGAUACAUGGAGUGGUCAAGUGGCAUUUCCUGGUGGUCGUCGACAGAAGAAAACCAAGAUGAACCUUUCAAGUCUGGAUGACGUGUCUGAGGAAUGGACAGAUUGGGAGUCACUUCGAGAAACAGCAGAGCGUGAAACAAUGGAAGAAGUUGGACUUUAUUUAACGACCCCACACGUGCAUUGGAUUGGCAGUUUGCCACCAAUUCGAACACAUUUGCAUUCGUUAAGUGUUAGUGUCCAAGUCUUCUUCAUCGAUAAGACGGCAGACGAACACGACUACAAGCCAAAAUUGCAAGAAUCCGAGGUUGCUAAUGUAUUUUGGGUGGAUGUGCAGGAAUUAUUCAACGCGCAACGAUACCACGUCCUAGUUUACCCGCUAGAGGACAGUCUGACGAGUCUUCGGAUACGUCCGCGCGUGCUUGCAGUUGCCAAGUGGCUUCUUGGCAAUAUGUUGUUUGACUGCAUCUAUUUGCCGAUACCAAACCAUGCAGGAUCAGAUGAAGAUCAUCAAACGCAUCGUAACAUGCACGAUUUCGUGCUGUGGGGACUGACGUUGCGUGCCGUCGUGGACCUCUUUGCAGUUGCUGGCUUUCCAUUGCCAAUGCGUCCAGAUGCACAGCAUUUCGAAUCCAAGAUGCUUGGUGAUAUUGUACUUUAUUGCAUGCGCUAUCCAGAAAAGGUCAUUGCUGGGACUGCCACAGUGUCUGCUAUCCUACUUGUUACAGUCGUCUACAGCAUGUUGUAA